AUGACCGAGACAUUCGCAUUCCAGGCUGAGAUUAAUCAGCUAAUGUCUCUCAUAAUUAAUACCUUCUAUUCCAACAAGGAAAUUUUCCUGCGUGAAUUGAUCAGCAACUCGUCCGAUGCGUGCGACAAGAUCCGCUACCAGAGCCUGACGAACCAGGCGGUG
This is a messenger RNA of Trypanosoma cruzi, 162 nucleotides long. Its product is annotated as heat shock protein 85, putative. The transcript has a single exon. The annotation marks the transcript as partial. NCBI's taxonomy places the organism in Eukaryota, Euglenozoa, Kinetoplastea, Trypanosomatida, Trypanosomatidae. Gene Ontology annotation, molecular function: ATP-dependent protein folding chaperone; ATP hydrolysis activity; ATP binding. The record is from RefSeq and is a predicted model, not a curated record. Gene Ontology annotation, biological process: cellular response to heat; protein folding; protein stabilization. Gene Ontology annotation, cellular component: cytosol; perinuclear region of cytoplasm; plasma membrane.